Molecule: messenger RNA, 516 nt
Organism: Pyricularia grisea
Lineage: Eukaryota; Fungi; Ascomycota; Sordariomycetes; Magnaporthales; Pyriculariaceae
Exons: 1
Coding region: 1-516 (171 amino acids)
Source: RefSeq, a predicted model, not a curated record
AUGUCUAGAUUAUGUACUUAUAUAAAGAAUUUAGGGAGAGACAAUCGAGUGUUAUACAAGAGAACAAACGAACAGUAUGCGACUACAAAGCAGACUAGUUCGCCUCCCUUACUCUGCCCAGAACCAUCCCUGAACGAGGAUCAAGAUGGCUCUGGCAAGUUGCUCCACGAAAAACACAUGCUUAUCAUGUGCUUCCCCGCGCGUCGCAUACCUAUGCAUGGCGUAUUCCAUGUCUCCGUUGCUGAUCCUCUGGAUAGUCAGUUGGCGGGCGGCAAAGGCCUGUACCGCGCAAUUCAUGGUCGUGUGGUGGAAGAAGAAGAAGAAGUUGGGCGGAACACCAACCUGAUCCCACUUACUCCUGACCAGGAGGGCCAGCUCAGGGAUUCCACGUGUGGUUGUGAAUCUCCACUCGUUUCUUUCACCCCUGGGCUCAAGGUGUCCGUGGCCAAUGCCAAGCCGGACUCCUUCCCAGGCAAGCCAAUCGAGGAAGUGUUUGGUGGCUGCCUUCUCGGUUGA